ACCACAAGCAGUGACAAUGUUUAGUCUAUUUUUGGGGUUGAGUUGCUUAAUAACCAAAAAACAGGAACAUCAACUCAUCCAUUGAUAUAAUGAUGGAUUACAACCCAUCUUCUAAGUUAAAACUUAAACUUAAUUUCAUUUAUCUCAUUUUCAUCAAAAUAAUCACCUCUGGCCAAAACUAAUAGUUAUAUAUAGUUGUGGCCAGGAAAAUAUUAAGUUAUAUAUAGACUCAUGGGAAUGUUUGUUAUUUACAUUUUGUUCCCUCGAGUAGUUUAUUUAAGACACAAAUUUUAGGUAGGAGAAAUAAAAAAAGAAAGAAGAAGGAUCGACGUUUCAAGAACGGGAUAUGGAGAAAAAGGUGGCAUUGGUGAUGGCAUUGAUGUUGCUUAUGUCUAUGUUGGUUUCCGCCGAGGAAGCACCAACUGUUGGACAGCAUAUAGACUCAGCCACAACCAGCGUUGGCAAAUUCUUCAAUGACAAUGCCCGCCCUGCCAUGGACUCCGUCGCCAACGCCGUUGAAUCCGUCACCUCCUCCGUCAAAUCCGUCUACGUCUGGUUUCAUGAUAGAGCUACGGAAUUGGGACUCUAAAGAUCUGUUAAUGAGCGAAGGAAGGGGUUCGGGAAACAUUUUCAGCCGAUACAGUUUGAUCUUCAUGUACUACUUUAUUUCAAAUUAAUAUUAG
Messenger RNA from Camelina sativa (false flax), 683 nucleotides. RefSeq lists its product as uncharacterized. Lineage: Eukaryota; Viridiplantae; Streptophyta; Magnoliopsida; Brassicales; Brassicaceae. The record is from RefSeq and is a predicted model, not a curated record.